Molecule: messenger RNA, 3258 nt
Organism: Physcomitrium patens
Lineage: Eukaryota; Viridiplantae; Streptophyta; Bryopsida; Funariales; Funariaceae
Source: the annotation of a RefSeq genome assembly
AUGAAAAAAAUUAUUACACUUUCAGCUCCCCCCCCAUCUCAAUUUUCAUUUUUAUCUGAAUUUCAAUUUUCACUUCCUGAAUUAAGACAAAUUCAAUUUAAAAGUUAUUAUUAUUUUAUUUAUAAAAAUUUAAUUUCUGAACUAAAUAUUUUUCCUGAAAUUUUUGAUUUAAAUCAAGAAUUUCAAUUUGAAUUAUUAAAUAAAGAAUAUAAAUUAAUAAAACCAGAAAAAACUACUAUUAAAUUUCACUAUAAUACAUAUUCUUCUGAUUUAUAUGUUACAUGUCGAUUGCUUCGUCGAAAAAAAAAAAUAGAAAUUCAAAAACAAACUAUAUUCAUUGGAAGUAUUCCUUUAAUAGAUUAUCAAAGUACUUUUAGAAUUAAUAGUGUUACAAGAGUAAUAAUUAAUCAAAUUUUACGAAGUCCAGGUAUUUAUUAUAAUUCUGAAUUAGAUCAUAAUGGAAUUUCUAUAUAUACAGGUACAAUUAUUUCUGAUUGGGGAGGGAGAUUAAAGUUAGAAAUUGAUAGCAAAACAAGAAUUUGGGCCCGUAUAAGUAAAAAACGAAAAGUUUCUAUUUUAGUUUUAUUAUUAGCUAUGGGCUUAACUAUAAAACAGAUUUUAGAUAGUGUUUGUUCUUCAAAAAUUUUUUUAGAUUUUUUAAAAGAAAAAAAAAAAAAAAAGGAGCAUCUUCAAUCUACUGAGGAUGCUAUGGUAGAACUUUAUAAACAAUUAUAUUAUAUCGGAGGAGACCUUUUAUUUUCUGAAUCUAUACGUAAAGAAUUGCAAAAAAAAUUUUUUCAGCAAAGAUGUGAGUUAGGAAAAAUUGGCCGAUUAAAUGUAAAUAAAAAACUUAGUUUAGAUAUACCUGAAAAUGAAUUUUUUUUAUUACCGCAAGAUAUCUUAGCUGCUAUAGAUUAUUUAAUAAAAAUAAAAUUUGGUAUUGGUACACUUGACGAUAUAGAUCAUUUAAAAAAUCGUCGUAUCCGCUCUGUAGCCGAUUUAUUGCAAGAUCAAUUAAAAUUAGCAUUAAUACGUUUAGAAAAUUCAGUACGACAAGUUAUGCGUAGAACAACUAAAAGAAAACGCUUACUUAGUCCUAAAAAUUUAAUUACUCAAACACCAUUAAUUGCUACUUUUAAAGAGUUUUUUGGCUCACAUCCUUUAUCCCAAUUUCUCGAUCAAACCAAUUCAUUGGCGGAAAUUGUUCAUAAAAGAAGAUUAAGCUCGCUAGGUCCUGGCGGAGUAACAAGACGAACAGCCGGUUUUCAAGUACGUGAUAUUCACUUUAGUCAUUAUACUCGAAUUUGCCCUAUUGAGACAUCUGAAGGUAUGAAUGCUGGACUUAUUGCGUCAUUAGCAAUUCAUGCUAACGUAAAUAAUUGGGGAUUUUUGGAAAGUCCUUUUUAUAAAAUCUCUAAAAAUGUUAAAGAAGAAAAAAUUAUUAAUUUAUCUGCAGGAGAAGACGAAUAUUAUCGAAUAGCUACAGGAAAUUGUUUGGCUUUAGACCAAGGGACUCAAAAAAUACAAAUAACUCCAGCUCGCUAUCGACAAGAAUUUUUGGCUAUUGCUUGGGAACAAAUACAUCUUCGAAGUAUUUAUCCUUUACAAUAUUUUUCUGUUGGGGUUUCACUUAUUCCAUUUUUAGAGCAUAAUGAUGCAAACCGUGCGUUAAUGGGUUCUAAUAUGCAACGUCAAGCUGUUCCACUUAUAAAACUUGAAAAAUGUAUUGUAGGAACAGGAUUAGAAAGUCAAGUUGCUUUAGAUUCCGGAAACGUAAUGAUUACAAAACAAAGUGAAAAAAUAAUGUAUACUGAUGGUAAAAAAAUAAGUUUACUUAAUAAUACUAAUGAAACUGUUAAUACACAUUUAAUUAUAUAUCAACGUUCUAACAACAGUACGUGUAUACAUCAAAAACCGCAAGUUAUUUCAAAAAAAUUUUUAAAAAAAGGGCAAGUUUUAACGGAUGGUGCAGCUAUUUUAAAAGGAGAAUUAACUUUAGGAAAAAAUAUUUUAGUAGCAUAUAUGCCAUGGGAAGGCUAUAAUUUUGAAGACGCAAUACUUAUUAGCGAACGCUUAAUCUAUGAAGAUAUUUACACAUCCAUUCAUAUUGAAAGAUAUGAAAUAGAAUCUCGAAAUACAAAUCAAGGCCCUGAAAAAAUUACUAAAGAAAUACCGCAUUUAGAAAAUAGUGUACUCCGUCAUUUAGAUAAAAACGGACUUGUAAUACCAGGAUCAUGGGUAGAAACAGGGGAUGUUUUAGUAGGAAAAUUAACACCUCAAGAAACAGAAGAAUCUUUACGUGCUCCAGAAGGAAAAUUAUUACAAGCUAUAUUUGGUAUUCAAGUAACUAACGCAAAAGAGACUUGCCUGAAAGUUCCUUUAAAUGGAAAAGGCCGAGUUAUUGAUGUAAUAUGGAUUUCUAAAAAAGAAAAUUCGAGUAAUUAUGAAAAAAUAAUCCAUGUUUAUAUAGCACAAAAACGAAAAAUACAAGUCGGAGAUAAAGUAGCUGGAAGACAUGGAAAUAAAGGUAUUAUUUCAAAGAUUUUACCUAGACAAGAUAUGCCUUAUUUACAAGAUGGAACGCCUAUUGAUAUGGUAUUAAGUCCUUUAGGAGUACCAUCACGUAUGAAUGUAGGACAAAUUUUUGAAUGUUUACUUGGCUUAGCUGGUUAUUUUUUAGGAAAACAUUAUAGAAUAACUCCUUUUGAUGAAAAAUAUGAACGAGAAGCUUCAAGAAAAUUAGUUUUUUCUGAACUUUAUAAAGCUAGUAAAAAAACAGGAAACCUUUGGUUAUUUGAACCUGAAAACCCUGGGAAAAGUCGUUUACUAAACGGAAGAACUGGCGAAAUCUUUGAGCAAGCUGUUACAGUAGGAAAAGCUUAUAUGCUAAAAUUAAUUCAUCAAGUUGAUGAUAAAAUUCAUGCACGUUCUAGUGGGCCUUAUGCGCUUGUUACUCAGCAACCUCUUAGAGGUAGAUCCAGACGAGGAGGACAAAGAGUCGGGGAAAUGGAAGUCUGGGCUUUAGAAGGAUUUGGUGUUGCUUAUAUUUUGCAAGAAAUGCUUACUAUUAAGUCUGACCAUAUUCAUGCACGCUAUGAAGUACUUGGUGCCAUUAUAACAGGAGAACCAAUACCUAAACCUAAAACUGCUCCAGAAUCUUUUUUAUUACUUGUUCGCGAAUUACGCUCUUUAUCUUUAGAAUUAGAUCAUGCCGUUAUCUUUGAAAAAAACUUAAAUAUAAAAUUCAAGGAUGUUUAA